AAAAAAAUCAGAAAUGAAAGAGCGUCCCACGUGAUUUCCCUACAACUUGGAGUUUUCUUCUAUAAACUUUUUUUGCUGGCCGGCUCGUCCAGGACCACCGAGCUGCUGCUGCAGCGCCUCACAUCUAACUAAUGUCGCAUUAGGUUGGGCUCAUCCCCUUGUCCCGAAGCGGAGUCAGAGCUGAGCCUCAUUAUGAGAUGUCGUCUCCCAGGGUGUCCUUCGUACACAUCAAGUUCGAAGACAUCCUCUUCUAUGAGAACUGCGGCGGUGGCAGCUUCGGGAGUGUGUACCGGGCCAGGUGGAUCUCCCAGGACAAAGAGGUUGCAGUGAAGAAACUGCUGAAGAUUGAGAACGAGGCGGAAAUCCUCAGCGUCCUCAGUCACCGCAACAUCAUCCAGUUUUAUGGUGCGAUUGUUGAAGCUCCAAACUAUGGAAUUGUCACUGAGUAUGCAAGCGGGGGCUCCCUGUACGACUACUUGUCGAGUGAUGAGAGUGAGGAGAUGGACAUGAGGCAGAUCAUGAGCUGGGCUGCAGAGAUUGCUAAGGGAAUGCAUUAUUUACAUUCAGAGGCCCCAGUGAAGGUGAUCCACAGAGACCUGAAGUCCAGGAAUGUUGUUUUGGGUGCAGAUAAAGUUCUGAAGAUCUGUGAUUUUGGAGCAUCCAAGUUUUUAUCCCACACGACUCACAUGUCUUUGGUGGGAACCUUUCCCUGGAUGGCUCCAGAGGUUAUCCAGAGUCUUCCUGUGUCAGAGACAUGUGACACCUUCUCCUAUGGUGUGGUGCUUUGGGAAAUGCUCACUCGAGAAAUCCCCUUCAAAGGUCUGGAAGGCUUACAGGUAGCCUGGCUGGUGGUGGAGAAAAAUGAGAGGCUUACCAUCCCCAGCAGCUGUCCUGCCAGCUUUGCAGAGCUCAUGAGGAAGUGUUGGUCUGCAGAACCAAAAGAAAGGCCGAUGUUUAAGCAGAUCCUGGGUACUUUGGAGUCUAUGUCUAAAGACAGACAGCUUCCUGAACAGUGCAACUCUUUCCUUCACAGCAAGGCUGAAUGGAGGUGUGAAAUCGAAGCUACUCUUGAGCGGCUGAAGAAGUUGGAGAGGGACCUCAGCACAAAGGAGCAGGAGCUGAAGGAGCGGGAGCGCCGUCUGAAGAUGUGGGAGCGCAAGCUCAUCGAACAGUCAAACAGUCCGUUGCUACCCACCCUUGACAUAUACACCUGGACAGAGGAGCAUGUGUAUUUCUGGAUGAUGCAUUUAUUUGGUGCAGGAGAUGGUACUUGUGACAUGCAGCUUUACGCCAACCUGCUUAAAGAAAACCACAUCACCGGGAAGAGGCUGCUGCUGCUAACAGAGAGCGACAUGCGGGACAUGGGAGUCAAGUCCAAAGGCCACGUCAUGCACCUUAAGGCAGAGAUUGAGAAGUUAACCAAUGAUUACCUUGGGUUCCUCCACUUCCCACCACUGCUAAAGGAUGAGCUGGAAAAGGAAGUGGAACAAAGUAAAAUUGUCAGUCUGGAGCUGGUGUUUGGGUACCACUGGAAACCAGGAAAAGGAAAGUCUGACUGCAAAUGGAAAAUGUACAUGGAGCUUGAUGGAGAUGAGGUUGCUGUAACCUACAUCAAAGAUGUCAUCUUUAAUCCCAACAGACCAGAUGUAGAAGUCCUGCGGAUGACUAAGCCACCUUUUUUGAUGGAUAAAUGGAUUGUUGGAUUGGAACAGAACCAGAAAAUAGAAUAUACAGUCAAUUUUGAGAAUGAUGUGAAGUCACCAAAGUCGAUUAGACACAGCAGUCUGUUAGUGUGGACCCACAGCGGCGGACAGGAUGAGAUUAAAAACGUAGAGCUGGUCAUAGAAACAGCUCCAGUUACUGUGGACCCCAGAGACAAAAUCAACUGUAAUUUCGAUCCUGCAUGGAUGAAUGAUGUGAGGCACAAGCACAUGAUGACCCAGAAGUCACAGCAGAGGACGACUCGUCUGAACAGCUCUGAUGCCCAAACUCUUCCUCAGUUCCUCUCUGCCCAUGAAAGCCAGGCAUUUUCAUACGCCGCCGCCGUGCGCAGAUCUCCAAACAACCUCCGCCCCUCUCCCUGGAGCGACUCUCGCUGCUCCUCACCGACCGCCAGUCUGUCAGCCAAACUGUUGCCGCUCAACCUCGGGUCAAAGGGUAGCAGUCCUUCCAGCACUACCUCAGAGAGCACAUCAGAGCGGGAGCGCCCUCGCAGUGCUGGAGGCAUGCACGAACAACGGAGGAACAGCAAGACGCUAGCAGUGGGAGGCGGGCAGGGGAGGUGGCAAGGGUGGACAAACAACAGAGGAAGCAGUAAGAGUGGAAAAGGUUCACGGCAGCCAGGGAGGCCUCGAUCAAACAGUUACAGCAUCACGCCACAGAGUCGCCCGCCGCUGAUACCAGGUAUAUGGUCUGUGACAGGAAACCCCAGUGAAGAAAAAGAGGUGGGCAAAGCCAGUGAUGGAGGGUGGAUUAAAGUAGAGCGACACAAAAAAACAACCCGACAAGAUAUUAAACCAGUCAGAGGUCGGGGGAGGAGAGAAGGACGGGGAGGACGUGGUGCUGGAGGAAGAUUAUAAUGUGGACCUCAGCAGCUUCUUCUAU
Molecule: messenger RNA, 2604 nt
Organism: Cyprinodon tularosa
Lineage: Eukaryota; Metazoa; Chordata; Actinopteri; Cyprinodontiformes; Cyprinodontidae
Gene: map3k20a
Product: sterile alpha motif and leucine zipper containing kinase AZK
Exons: 20
Coding region: 198-2579 (793 amino acids)
Biological process (GO): protein phosphorylation
Cellular component (GO): cytoplasm
Molecular function (GO): ATP binding; protein binding; protein kinase activity
Source: RefSeq, a predicted model, not a curated record